AUGGCUAUUGAUUUGAUUCGGAUUAUUGGAAUGAGGAAUGAGGACGAUAUCGAUUGCGAUGCGAAAGAAAUAUGCUUCCGGAAAUUCCACACUAUCCAGAACGGUUCAUUUUUUCAAAGAAUUGAAGUACCAUCAUUAUUGCGAUGUGUAGAACAGUGCAUUGACAACAUUGAACAUUGUAAAGCGGCGUUGUUUAUACCUGAAGAAAAUAAGAAUAAAAGUUUCUGCCAGCUGUAUGAUACAAAUUCAAAUUCAAGUGACAAUGGUAUCACAUUGGAUAAUUCUUUAAAUUCGACAAGUACUGUGUUCGAAAUUCUUGAUAAGUGCCCGGCAACAAAUGCUUCUACAAAUUCAGGAAAUAAUUUGAUGGAGAUGAUAAAAUUAGAACUAAGGCAGAAACUUGAAUCAUGGUCCGAUCCAGAACUAUCACCUUUACUGCCACAAGAUGCGCAGCGUUUUAGAAAUGACGAAUCGACAAGGAAGAGUAAAAUAUCAAAUGAUAGAAAAAAGUUAAGCAGAGAAGCUCAUUUUUUAAGUCAAAAUGAUCGCUAUGGAUGGUCCAACAAUGUAGCAGAGCGGUCGAGAAACGCAAACUACGAACCGGUUAGACCAGUAAUUGAUGGGUUAGUGCCAUUGGAUCAAAAUGGUUUUAAUCCUUCGUCUUCACUUAACAAACUUUUACCACAUGCAAAUCAUUACCCAUCAACUUUAUCGCAAAUUUCCAAUACCAACAAUAAUUAUUUACCAAGACAGGGUUAUUCAUUUACAAACAAUGAAAUACCGCUUCUAUCACCUAUUAAACCGGUUGUUGUAAAUCAUGGUCGACAAGGAAUAAUUUAUAGUAGUUGUCAAGGAAGAAACUGUUACGCAUCAUCAUUGGCUUACCUUCAAAAAUCAAGCUAUAACUGGCCAUGUCCAAUUUAUCCAUCUCCUUGUCAACCAAAAAUACCUAAUUCUUGCGUUACUAGAUGUCCACAAGUAGACACAACUUCUCCCAAAACAGCAUUGUUCAAUGAAGAAUGGUCCGAAAGCCAUAUCAACAAACAACAGCAAUUCAAUAAACCUGAACCGGAAAGUGUGUCAAGUAGUCCGUCAAUACCAAUUCAAUCUACAGAGAAUAUGAUAAUUUCCUGGUCAGAAUGGUCACCACAAACUGCGUGUUCAGUUACCUGUGGGAUAGGUAUAACAAUGCGGAAACGAUUUUGCUCAGUUGAUGGGCAAUGUAAAGGUGAAUCGGUGAAGGAAGAAUUGUGCAACAGUGGUCCGUGUCCAGAAUGGAAGCCUUGGUCAGAAUGGACUGAAUGUUCGCGGAGUUGUGGCGGUGGUGAGCGAUCUCGCUCGCGCAUUUGUUCCGUUAGCAAGCAGUGUGAUGGGCCUUCAGUGAGCAUUGAAGCAUGCAAUGUUGAGAAUUGUGGACAGUGGUCUGCAUGGGGUAGUUGGGAAGAGUGCUCUGUGACCUGUGGAAUUGGACAACAAAUAAGACGAAGGCAAUGUGUGGGCGGUGAUUCGUGCAUUGGUGAUAGCAUUGAGAAAAAGAUAUGCAAAGAAGCACUUUGUCCUUCUUGGUCCACUUGGGAACCGUGGAGCACGUGCAGUGUCAGUUGCGGUAAUGGACAAAGGCAUCGAACAAGGAUUUGUUAUGGUAGUAACAAUUGUAUCGGAGAUGCCGAAGAACAUGAAGUAUGCGAGAUGAAUUCAUGUCCACAAUGGACCGACUGGUCAUCGUGGACACAGUGCACUGAAACCUGCGGUACAAAAGGAAGUAAACUACGUGUAAGGACAUGCAUGAGAAAUAAUUUGAUAAGUUCUCUUUGUGAUGGUGCAGCACAAGAUCAAAUGGCAUGCAGAGAUCUCCCCGAAUGUCCUAGCUGGAUUUCAUGGAGUUCCUGGUCAAUAUGUAGUGUCACUUGUGGACAUGGUCAAGAAAAUAGACAACGAUCUUGCCUUCCGACAAACAUGAAAUGCGCCGGUGCCGAUCGAGAGUUUCGAUUUUGUCAGGAAUCGGUAUGUCCAUAUUGGGACGAAUGGUCCUCAUGGAGUACCUGCUCUGUUACCUGUGGUUUUGGUACUCGCGAACGAAGAAGACAAUGCAUGGAAGAUGAUGUAAUUAAAACUGUCAUUAAAGAAGGCUUCUCUCUGGGAGAUGUAACAAAUACUUCGCAACUCAGUAAUAAUACAUUAACGUCAACUGUGCCAUCUAUUGACGAAAAUAAUUCAGUGGUUAAGUUUCUUCGAGAUAACAGCAGUUGUAUUGGGAAUUCUGUGGACAGGGAACAGUGUAAUGCAGGCCUUUGUUGUCAACUUACCGAAUGGACAACGUGGACUACCUGCAGUGUUACUUGUGGAGGCGGCGGCAUUCGUGAAAGACACCGAACCUGCUCUUCUCAGAUUGAUAGAUCGCGAAUUUAUGAACUUAAUAGGUCACCAAAUUAUUCAAAAGUUAUACGAAAACACGUACCGGUAGAACCAAUUAUGCGGCAUAGAUUAGGUCCUGCUACCGUCGGACAUUAUGGGAGACAAGGCUUACAACGGAUUAUACCGGUAAAAUUCGAAAAUUUAAUGCGAAUACGUCGGCAAGCGACAAAUGUUCAUAAUUUUGGGUUAUUUGAACAAGAUGAUUUUGUACGAAAAGAUGAAUCUCUUUGUCGUUGUGAUGGAGAACUGCGGGAGGUGGAUAGCUGUGCCGAAAACCCGUGUUCCGAGAUAAGCAAUGCUCCGAUAUGUGGUUGGUCUCAUUGGACCGAAUGGUGUGGUUGUACCGGAUCAUGUAAUCAGGGCAGUCAGAUACGUACUCGGUACUGCACGGAUAAUAUCCCAGCAAGUGAACAUACAUCAAAUAGCAACACUGAAAGAACCCAUUGCAUUCUUCCGGAAUGCUCCAUGGGGCAAGAAUCACGGCAAUUAUCUACGAUAAAACAGAAUACAGAAUCUCGUCCGUAUUCAACUCAGACAAAUUCCUAUAUCCUUCCUCAGUAUAACUGUCACCAAAUAAUACCAAUCGUCAAACGUGGCACCAACAUGGACUCAACAAAAGCUAAAUGUGACUGUGAUGGUAAGCUUGUGGAACAGAUUGAAUGCUUCUGUUCACAAAUGAAAAUAAAUGAGAGUGUCACACCACCAUCGAGAGGUGCUGGAAUAUCUGAAGAACGAAUGACCGCUUAUCGCAGUUCCUGUUCAUGGUUACAGUGGGGACGAUGGAGUGCUUGCUCUGAGACCUGUGGUACUGGGAAGACUGUACGAAAACGUUACUGUCCUUGCAGGUCCUGUAAUUUUGGAGAAUCUAUAGAAAUACAAUCGUGUGAGUUAAAAAGUUGUUAA
Molecule: messenger RNA, 3318 nt
Organism: Acanthocheilonema viteae
Lineage: Eukaryota; Metazoa; Nematoda; Chromadorea; Rhabditida; Onchocercidae
Source: the annotation of a GenBank genome assembly